AUGACUACUCCACCAGACAAAUCACACAUCGGUGACUCAGCAGGUAAAGCUGUCUCGACGCCUAACAGACUGCCAUCCAAGAAACAUUACAAGAACACGGUUGUCUUGUCUGUCGGCCCCAGCAAGCAAGAAUUCACUGUGCACAAGGAGUUGCUCUGUUUCUACUCAGACUUCUUUCGCGCCGCCUUCAACGGAUCUUUCAAGGAAGCUACUGAAGGUCGCAUCGAGCUGCCUGACGCCCAGGUGGAUGUGUUUGAGAGCUUCCAAGUCUGGCUCUACUCACGCUCGCUUCUCAACACUGAAGAUCUUCAAGAUCAGCCGGACUACCAAAAGUACCCCAGCUUCAGUGCACUCGCUAGGCUCUGGGUCUUUGGCGACAAGUACCAGAUACCUCUUCUCCAAAACUGUGUUAUCGACUCAAUACUGGAGAAGCAAAAGCAGUCAAACCGGUUCAACACUUGCAUCGUACGAAUCGCUUACCAGGAUACCAUACAAGAAUCUCCGCUCCGCAGACUUGCGAUAGAUAUCUCAGUGUUCAGGAUGACUCUCUUGUCGACUUUGCUCGCGGUAUCAGUAAAGCCUGGUAUCUUGGGCACCCACCCCGAAACCUUCCUGAGCAAGGAAAGUGCCAUUACCAUGUUCACGCAGAGGGCGAGCAUUGUUGAUUCAUCGACACAAACAUGCGGAGCCAAUGCAGAGCAAUGAGGAGGCUGAAAACAAGACAUGAAAUUAAGGGCUUGAGGAUAAACGGACAAUUCACAGGACAGGAUUUUUCG
Molecule: messenger RNA, 776 nt
Organism: Aureobasidium pullulans EXF-150
Lineage: Eukaryota; Fungi; Ascomycota; Dothideomycetes; Dothideales; Saccotheciaceae
Exons: 4
Coding region: 1-705 (234 amino acids)
Molecular function (GO): protein binding
Source: RefSeq, a predicted model, not a curated record